Ceratitis capitata (Mediterranean fruit fly) is the source of this 2225-nucleotide messenger RNA. It is a transcript of the gene cort, whose product is annotated as protein cortex. Lineage: Eukaryota; Metazoa; Arthropoda; Insecta; Diptera; Tephritidae. Gene Ontology annotation, molecular function: protein binding; ubiquitin ligase activator activity; anaphase-promoting complex binding. The transcript has 7 exons. The record is from RefSeq and is a predicted model, not a curated record. Gene Ontology annotation, biological process: positive regulation of anaphase-promoting complex-dependent catabolic process; positive regulation of ubiquitin protein ligase activity; anaphase-promoting complex-dependent catabolic process. Gene Ontology annotation, cellular component: anaphase-promoting complex. Bases 125 to 1627 code for a protein of 500 amino acids.
AUGCCGCUUUCGAAUUAACGGGUUGUGGAAUUCGGAACAUCACUUUCAUAUCUUGUUUCUCUUGAUAAUUUGACAUGUGAACUCUAAAUAAACAUAAUAAGACACAAAUGCUAAGUUGGUCGGAAUGAAUACACACAUACAUACUACACAAAAUUGUUUCAAAUCCGUAAUGAUAGAUAACUCGAAAUCUAGGAAGUCAGAGUCUUCCAUUAAAAAACGUGAAAGUCAAUGGCAAAAUGAGGUGAUCAAGGGGAAAACCUCACUGCCUGACAUCAUUGCACUAUCCUAUGGAGAUCGUUUCAUUCCACGGCGUUAUUUUUCACAGAGGCUCAAAACGAACCUUAAAUUUGCCACCAAAAUCAUGGAAAAAGAUGUCCUCACAUUGCGCUUCACAGCCAAUUACUGGAGACAAAGCUGCGUGAAGAUUGCAAUAAAUAGAACAUUACAGUUAAAAGAGGAAAGAAUCUUGUUGCUGAGCGACCCGGUGGUGAAAGGUUUAGAAAAUAACAUAAAUGUUUUCGACACACUUCACGCUUAUUCUGAUGAAUACGAUUGGCGUUGUUCUCCGCGUUCGAAACCACAGGCUUUCGCUGAAACCACACACGAUUCACCGGGAUUCGAUUCGACUUUCGAUCCAAACAUGGUGGACUGGUCAGCGGAUGGACAAAUUGUUGCUUCUUUUGGGCAAGAUUUAAUCAUUUGGAAACGGACCGAUGAUGUUACUAUGUUAUUUAAUGUUAAAAGCAUAAAAUCCUUAGCUUUUUCGCCGGAUGGUAAAAUUCUGGCAAUCGGCUGCAAAAUCAAUGAUUACCCAGUUUUAGAGUUGUGGAAGGUCGUAAAUUCAACGAAGUCUUUGGUUAUAAAUGGAAAAGUUUUCUCUCCGGACCAUUCAGAACUGCAAAGUAUGAUCUGGAACCCCUCAGGCACUCAAAUUAUAUGUGGCACCGGAUCGGGGUUUUUAUAUGUUCUUUCUACGCCGGAUUUGAAGGUAAUCAGAAAGGUGCGCCGCCAUAAGAUGCCUAUAACCAGAAUUAAAUUAUCACCGAAUAUGCGAUACCUUGCCAGUGCAGAUAUAAGUGGAGACAUUGUGGUUUACAAUUGGAGUUCAUGUAAUGUCUAUCUUGUGGUUUGUUCAAAGCGGAAACGACACACAGAUUUCGAUUGGCAUCCUUGGAAUGGUGAAGAUUUAAUUAUAGCUGAAACGGUACCGGCCUCAAUAGUCGUACUUCACGUUCCAAGUAAAGAGAUCGUUGCAUACUAUCAAAGAAUGGAUCGAAGAAUUGUUAUAAACUACAUUACCUUUAGUAAAAUUACAGCCGAAUUGCUUGUGAGUGUUUCAAUGAGAGGUAACGAUGGCUGCUGGGAAUUCAAAAUACUUGUUAUGGCUUCCCUGAACCGAGUUGUUGAUUUAUUGAACAUUCCUGAGAGUGGAGCAAGAUUCGUGGUGUGGAGUCCGGAUGGCACCAGAUUGGCAACAUCUGGUAACGAUGAAACUUUAACAAUUUGGAAUUUUUGCCCUGAUAAUAGAACAGAGCGCAAUGCUUUUGGAACAUUGAGACAAAAAAAUUCUUGCAAAUUAAGUUCUAGAUUUGGUAAUGUUUUUAAUUCAUGGGAUUGUAUUAAGUAAUUUGUGCUAUGUCUCGCGUUAUUUGUACAUUGUUUGUAACUUAUUUAUGUUUUCCCAAAAUAAAAUCUUAGAAGUUAGGUCAAAACGAGCUUAGACUUCAUAUAACACCUUGAAGUUAUUGGAGUGUGGAAAGUCUAUGUCAUGUGAAAACUUUUCUUUAGUAACUUAAAUUUAGCGCAUUUCUUUAAUAAAAAGUCCGAAGUUUAUUUCAUUAUCUAGUAAAACUUAUAGGUUAACUUUUUCUUGGAUAUUUUUUUUAUUUUAAACAUAGUACUGUUAUUAAUUGAUCUAAGGUAAAUUCAGUAUUUUUUCUUUUUUAUUCACAUCUUUUGGAGCUUCAUAGAAGAAAGUCUAGGAAAAAUGUUAUUAUUUUAUUUAUUUAAACACAUGCUCAACCUCAAUAGGUAGGUCUGUUAUUUUUUUUCUAACUUAUUGUGGAUCGCAAAUAUGUUAUCAUUCGGUUUGACAUUAUUAAAAUAUUAAAAAUAUCGAUUGGACUAUUAAAUGUACAUAUUUCCUUCAUGUCGGAAACUACAGGAAACAGUAAAUGAUUACUGUUCAGGGUGAACGGUUUUUAAAUAUGUGCAAGAUGGAAAUA